AUGGACUACAUGCCUGGUAAGCGGCUCGAUGAAGCAUGGGAUACUUUAGACUCCGAUCAGAAGCACGCCAUCUCCUCCGAGCUUCACUCCUACAUAAAUCAACUUCGCGACCUGAAGGGUGACUAUAUUAGAGCUAUCGAUCGUGGCAAAGUCAUGAUGGGACAGAUCGCUUCAAUUGAAGGCGGUCCGUUUGAUUCCGAGAAGCAGUUUAACGAAUUUAUAUUGGGAGACAUUGUCAAGUCGGCACCAGAUCUACUGCGGCAUUAUGCCAAAUUUGCGCUUAUGGAGGACCAUGAGAUUGUUUUCACUCAUGCCGAUUUGUCACCGCGUAAUAUCCUCGUCGAAGGAGGCCGGGUCACGGCUAUUCUUGACUGGGAAUAUGCAGGCUGGUAUCCGGAAUACUGGGAAUAUAUUCAGGCACUUCGGCAGCUGCAGCCGAUGCCUGACUGGCCGGAAUAUCUAUCACGUAUUCUUCCACCGCGUUAUGAGAGAGAAUACAUAAGAAUGACUUUCUUAGCUCGUCUUUUACGCCAUUAG
Messenger RNA from Penicillium verhagenii, 537 nucleotides. RefSeq lists its product as uncharacterized. The coding region runs from base 1 to 537 and encodes 178 amino acids. Lineage: Eukaryota; Fungi; Ascomycota; Eurotiomycetes; Eurotiales; Aspergillaceae. The transcript has a single exon. The record is from RefSeq and is a predicted model, not a curated record.